GCCAUUUUGUGCCGUGUGUCGCGUAUAAUAAAGUUGUGUGUUUCGUUUCGACGUACGUUUCAUGUAAAAGACAGACGUCUUUUAUGGCCAUACCAUAAAAAUGGCCAAUUUCGAGCAUUUUAAUAACAUGACGCCGUAUUUAACGGCCCCGUUGCAGAUUAACAAGAUUUGUCGGGUCUGUUUGAUGUCCAAGGGGGACAUGAAGCCCCUUUACGGGGCCUGUCUCGACGAAAUGCUGUCCAGUUUCUCCGGUAUCCAGGUAUCAGAAGGUGACGGCUAUCCACACCUCAUGUGCGUACAGUGUGUACUCCAGUGCAGUAGAGCUUACACCUUCAAACAACUUAUCGAAAAGUCUGAUAAGAUCCUGAAGCAGUUCUUGAGUCCGGAAUUUCAGGCGAGGCUGCAAGAACAUGUAAACAAUGAGCAAAGCAAGCGGCAACAAGCUAAGAAAGAACUAGCGGAACACGUGAGAUUUAGGUCACCAUCUCCUAACGGAGAUGAUGAUGCUUCGAUAGAUGAUCCCGGAAUUCCUUGCAAGGAAGUGGCUUAUGAGACUGUCGUGAAAAGUGAGGAGCAUGUUAUCCAUAAAACUGAGAUCGGAGAUGAAUUUUACACCAUCGUGGAAAAAAUCGAAGACGUUGAAGUGAUCGAUCAAUCAGAUAAUGACAAUUCGGAACAACUGGCGAUAGCACCAACGGAGGACGACUUACCGAAUUAUAAUAUCGACAUUGCCACCCUGGAUGACAUAAUUAAAGACAACCCUAAACAGGAACCGAAAAAGUCACUUAAUAAAAAGGGAGGUAAGAUGUUCAAGUGUCCCAGGUGCGACGCCCAGUUCCCACUUAAAGUGGAUUUAAAGAUUCAUAUAAUGACCCAUCCUUUAGAACUGAACUAUACGUGCAAAGUGUGCAAUAAAUCGUUCGCGGAGGCGCGCAUUUUAAAACGGCAUCGGAAAAUCCAUUUGGAUCAGAAACCGCACCGGUGCGACCAGUGCGACAUGACGUUUGCGGAAAGUUCGAAUUUGAGUAAACACAAGAAGAAACACACGGGAGAACUGAGAAAUAUGAAGGGAAAACCACAUCUUUGUUCGGUAUGCGGUAGAGCAUUCAAAUGGUCUUCGAGUCUACACAAACACAUGAAAUACCACACUGGACUGAAGCUGUUGAGUUGUAGUUUUUGUCCGAAACAGUACGUGGAGAGUAGAAGUUUGCAAAUUCACAUACGGUCACAUACAGGGGAACGUCCGUAUUCUUGUCACAUUUGCAGUAAAACGUUCACGCAACAGUGCAAUUUGGCCAAACAUAUUAGGGUGCACACCAAAGAGAAGCCUUACCAUUGUCCCGUCUGUAAUAAAGGGUUCAGCCAGUCAGGUUACAUUUCUGUACAUAUGCGUACGCAUACAGGGGACCGUCCUUACGUCUGUUUGGUGUGUGGAAAGUCGUUUUCCGGUUCAAGUACCUUGGCACUGCACUCGAGAACUCAUACGGGGGAGAGGCCUUAUAAGUGCGAGUGCGGCAAGUCCUUUACUAGACAGGAAAGUCUCACGAUACAUAUAAGGACUCAUACUGGAGACAGACCGUACUUAUGCAAAAUUUGCGAUAUGGGAUUUGCCUCCUCCGGACAAUUGUCGGCCCACCUAAAAGUCCAUACGGGGGAGAAACCUUACGCCUGCGAAAUAUGCGGCAAAAAGUUCGGUUUUAGUAACAGCCUAAAAGUUCACAUAAGGAGCCACAUAGUGAACGACCCCUCUAAAAACGAAGAAGAGGUGCAAACGGUGCAGUAUACGUGCAAAUUGUGCAAUAAAAAUUUCGAGGACGACAGCGCGUUUAAUUCGCAUAUUUUAGACGUGCACGCCAUUCAAGGUGCCACCAUUGAGUUAAAAGACGAAGAUUUGGAACAUAUUGAGACCAUGCAGGUGACGGAGAUUAUAACUUCCGACAACCAAACAAUCCAAGUGCAGGCGUUAAAUCAAAUUUAAGAGGUUCCUUAGGAAACAUCUAUUGUGUUGUAUAAUUUAUUCUCAAUAAAAGGAGCAAGUUAUUCUCCUCAGAAAA
Anthonomus grandis grandis is the source of this 2054-nucleotide messenger RNA. RefSeq names its product zinc finger protein 436-like. Gene Ontology annotation, cellular component: nucleus. The record is from RefSeq and is a predicted model, not a curated record. Bases 101 to 1978 code for a protein of 625 amino acids. Gene Ontology annotation, biological process: regulation of transcription by RNA polymerase II. NCBI's taxonomy places the organism in Eukaryota, Metazoa, Arthropoda, Insecta, Coleoptera, Curculionidae. Gene Ontology annotation, molecular function: DNA-binding transcription factor activity, RNA polymerase II-specific; zinc ion binding; RNA polymerase II cis-regulatory region sequence-specific DNA binding. The transcript has 10 exons.